Saccostrea echinata is the source of this 1551-nucleotide messenger RNA. Its product is annotated as protein FAM81A-like. Lineage: Eukaryota; Metazoa; Mollusca; Bivalvia; Ostreida; Ostreidae. The record is from RefSeq and is a predicted model, not a curated record. Bases 168 to 1424 code for a protein of 418 amino acids. The transcript has 6 exons.
AUUUGAUGCAAGUCUAAAAGUGAUUUCAAUUCUAUCAAACUUUCAACAUACUACAAAAACUAUGGAAUGGAUUAAAAAUAAUGAAUAAAACUAUAAAGAGUGCAUCAAUCCAUUUUAAGAGUCAAAUUAACCAAGACAUACAGUAAUAAAGCAAAGUGUUGAACAGAAUGGCAACACAGACAGGCGUAGUUCUGCCACAAAUACGGCGUUCACAUCACAAGAAUCAGUUUGAAAUUGUUGAACAAGAUUAUGAUGCCAUUCGAGUACAAAGUCCACGCCGUCAGACGGUCACAACAUUUGAAGAUGGAAGGAGCAUUGUUACCCCUAAAUCCGGGCGACUCCUGGCCCUGGAGGAUAAAGUUACCAGGGCCCUAGAACAGCAGUCCCAGGUCCUGACUCAGCAGGAACAGGUGGCCAAAGCCCUGAAUGACCAACAAAGAAUGACAGAAGGUCUCAUUCAGAAGGCAUUCGACAAUCGUGAGGACUUUAUAGAAAAUCUAAAUCGAGUACAGAAUGACCGACUGGAAGAAAACACAAGACAUCUGCUUCAGAACCACAUCAACUACAUCACAGCAAUAGUGUCACGACUUAACAAAGACAUAGCAACACUGGAAGAGGAGAUACAUAAUAGAGACAUGGCGGUGGUUGGGACAAACUCAGCUGUUGGGAAACUGGAGGUUCAUCAGGUGACCAUGUUGCAGGACCUACGUAGCAGAGUUGUUCGCUGUGAUCAGGCCCUUACAAAGCACAGCGCGGACAUAAGUAACUGUCGCAGUGAGAUUACCAAUACCAUGCGUGAACAGCAGACCAUGAAAGAGAAUCUGAAGGAACAUAUUCAUCGUGUGGAGGCAGAGAUGCUGACCAUGAUGGGAGAGCUGGAGAGAAUCCAUGGUGAACAAAACACAGAACUAAAUCACAUGAAGAAAGACACAAAUCGUGAACUAGCCCUGGUAGGGGAGAGAAAUAGUGUCAUACUGAAUGAUGUCAAAGCUACGCUGUCAGCCUUCAAACUGUCCAUUGAGAAUGAUCGGGAUCGAUUUGAGGAGAGGAUGAUGUCGCUGUUAGACAAGGCCACAGGCAACUGGAAAUCUCUCUUGGAGAAGGUUGAUAUACGUAUAGAAGAAAAUGUAUACAGUCUAGAUAUCCGCAUGCAGAAACUGGAGGAGGCAUUAGCAUAUGACAGACGAGUCAUCUCUGAUCUUCAGGCGAAAGUAGAGACACGAAUAGUUAACAGACUUGAGACUCAUACUCGACAUCAUCAAGAAGAACUGGCCAAAGCGAAGCGAGAAUUCAGGGAGGGUUUCACCUCAGUGCAUGACAGUAUAUCAAAUGCAAAGAGAGUGUUAGAGGGCAAACUGAAAUUACAGGAGGAUAAGCUUAAAAAAGAUAUUAGCCAAGUCCGAAAACUAGUGGUGCUUGCUUGAUAUUCUGUUCUUUCACAUUGUCAAAUGUACAUGUAUAAAUACUUGCCUACAUUUCUGAGAUUUGUCAUUAAUUCUUUGUUUGUAGCGAUUCAAUUUACAUAUAUAUUAAAUUAUAUUACAUUUCUUG